Messenger RNA from Vitrella brassicaformis, 662 nucleotides. Lineage: Eukaryota; Vitrellaceae. The record is from the annotation of a GenBank genome assembly.
CUAUGUCGAGCCUAUUGGCACGAUAGCUAGCCCAUUGGCCCACGCUCUCCAGGUGCUUGCCCAGAGUCGUGACGAAACCAGCCCAUCGUUGGACGGUUUCCUGGUCGUGUCUUUGUCCUUUGUGUCGAUGGCGGCUCCGAACUUCGCAGACACAGAAGAGAGAGGCGUUGUUGUGUGCGAGAUGUGUGUGUGGGUGGGUGGGUGGCGUGUGUAUACACAUGGUACCUUACCUGAUGUCGAUUCGCGCUGACGACCCUGACCACUGAGGCCACGGCUUUUUCACCGUCGUUGGUGACGGCAAACCUGAUGCACGUAGAGAUCUCAUGCAAGCGACAUCAGCGACGCACACAGCCAGAUGGUCGUCAUGUGGAAGGCACGAUGCCGAACUUCGCAGACACAGAAGAGAGAGGCGUUGUUGUGUGCGAGAUGUGUGUGUGGGUGGGUGGGUGGCGUGUGUAUACACAUGGUACCUUACCUGAUGUCGAUUCGCGCUGACGACCCUGACCACUGAGGCCACGGCUUUUUCACCGUCGUUGGUGACGGCAAACCUGAUGCACGUAGAGAUCUCAUGCAAGCGACAUCAGCGACGCACACAGCCAGAUGGUCGUCAUGUGGAAGGCACGAUGCCUCUCUGUUUGCCCUUGUUUACCUGGCUUUGCCAU